AUGAUCGUCAGAAUUCUAAGAGUGUUACCAGACGUCUUCAUGUCUUCACGCCCCACGUCCCCCCUUCCUAACAUAAAGAUUCGCAAUGCUGGCACUCCAGUGACGGCCGAAAACGUCGCCAGCCACGCAAUCGCCUCCACAGACUCAGUCGCCUGGUUUGGGGGUCCCGUCGCGGCCCCCGUCGCACACUGGGCCGCACGCGCCCGAGUCCGGCCCGCCUCGAAAGCGCGUCCGCCGCUGGCACAAGCGCGGUUUCACUGGCUGCCCCACCUGUCACCGUCGCCAUGUUCGUUGCGACGAGGCUUCACCGACCUGCAAUAA
Penicillium oxalicum is the source of this 321-nucleotide messenger RNA. RefSeq lists its product as uncharacterized. Lineage: Eukaryota; Fungi; Ascomycota; Eurotiomycetes; Eurotiales; Aspergillaceae. The record is from RefSeq and is a predicted model, not a curated record. The transcript has a single exon. Bases 1 to 321 code for a protein of 106 amino acids.